Molecule: messenger RNA, 1194 nt
Organism: Diachasma alloeum
Lineage: Eukaryota; Metazoa; Arthropoda; Insecta; Hymenoptera; Braconidae
Product: proline-rich protein 4
Exons: 2
Coding region: 1-1194 (397 amino acids)
Source: RefSeq, a predicted model, not a curated record
AUGAGGAUUUCGGUGAGUAUACAAGUGCUCCUGGCGUUGUCCAUGCUGGUGGGUCUGGCCGCCAGCAAGGAGGAAGCGAAAAAAGAGGCAGAGCCCUCACCCUCAGCGGAAGCUGCAGUGGACGACAGCAAGAUCGAGAAGAAGCAGGAGAAACGCGGACUCUACCACUCAGAAGGCGACUACGGUGGUGGCUACGAGGGCCUCUUUGUCAGCCACGACUCCUCGGACUUGGGAGGUCACUCAAGCUACGGCGGUGAGUCAAGCUUCGGAGGACACUCCGGUGGCCUCGAGCAUCAUCAUCACGAGGCCAAGAUCAAGGAAAUAACAAUAGUGAAGAACGUCAAAGUACCGUACCCAGUCGAGAAGAAGGUUCACUAUCCCGUGGAAAAAGAAGUGCCGUAUCCAGUUAAGGUGCAUGUACCGCAGCCCUAUCCAGUGGAGAAAAAGAUUCCAGUACCGGUGAAGGUUUACGUCAAGGUACCUGUUCACAUACCAGCGCCUUAUCCUGUUGAGAAGAAAGUGCUUUAUCCGGUGCACGUGCCAGUGGACAGGCCUGUACCCCACAAGGUUUACAUUCCGGCGCCUUAUCCAGUAGAGAAAAAAGUUCAUUAUCCAGUUAAAGUGCCUGUGCCCCAGCCAUUCCCGGUGGAGAAAAAGGUGCCGUACGCCGUCAAAGUACCUGUUCACGUACCCCAGCCUUAUCCAGUGGAGAAACCAGUGCCUUAUCCAGUCAAGGUACAUGUCGAUAGGCCUUACCCCGUUCACGUAGUCAAGCCUUAUCCCGUGCCCGUUGAGAAACACGUGCCCUAUCCCGUCGACAAACCCGUUCCCUACCCCGUCAAGGUACACGUUGACAGGCCUGUUCCCUACCACGUCGAGAAACCCGUUCCCUACCCCGUCAAAGUUCCUGUACCUGCGCCCUACCCCGUCGAGAAAGCUGUGCCUGUACCCGUCGAAAAGCCCGUACCCUACGCCGUCAAGGUCCCGGUCGAAAGACCAGUCCCCGUACAUGUCACCAAACACGUGCCCUAUCACGUCCCCAAACCUGUUCCUUACCCCGUCAAAGUACCCAUCCCCUACCCUGUUCAUCAUCAUGAACAUCAAGAACAGCACGAGCCUGAGCACCACGACUUCUCCGGCGGCGACUACUCCGGAGGCGAGCACGGAGGAGAAAUCGAGUCUCACGGGUACUGA